This is a messenger RNA of Colletotrichum destructivum, 1765 nucleotides long. RefSeq lists its product as uncharacterized. Gene Ontology annotation, molecular function: transcription coregulator activity. Gene Ontology annotation, cellular component: mediator complex. Gene Ontology annotation, biological process: regulation of transcription by RNA polymerase II. The coding region runs from base 653 to 1765 and encodes 370 amino acids. NCBI's taxonomy places the organism in Eukaryota, Fungi, Ascomycota, Sordariomycetes, Glomerellales, Glomerellaceae. The record is from RefSeq and is a predicted model, not a curated record. The transcript has 2 exons.
CCACGGUCCAGUUGCCAGCCAGCCAGCCAGCCCAGGCGGCCACCCCCGUUAAGCGAGCAAAUUGCCUCGCUCAUGUGUCCGCCCCCUUCGCUCUACCCAGCGCCGUUCCGACUUCACUUCCUUCAACUCCACCACGACCUGACGGCUCAACCUCAGCACGAACCGACCACCGACCCUCGACAGCCCUUCAUCGCCGUCGGAUUACUUUCGCUACGAGUGCUCCUGCUGGAUAUUGGCAUCAGGGAAAAUUUUUAUUACCCCAGAGAAGGCGCCAGUGAUCGACGGUUCAUCCGAGAGUGGUGCAUGACGCUGCGUUCGGGGGAUUGAGAGCCGUCGGCGGUUUGGCGCGACUCGCCACAGCAACCCCUCAUCCUCUGAUCUCGCCCAGAGCGACAAUUCUCAUCGAGCGCAUCGCGGAUUUCGAUCGAUCAAGAUCUUGACGGUAUUCUUCGGAAGAGGUGGUGUUUUUUUCUUCGCGCCUUCCGGUCGGAGAAGCCGCAACAGCAGCAACCACCCUCCCAUUCAUCCCGUGUUCCGACGUCCUCGUCUUCAUCCGACGAAGGCUACAUUCACGGCCACGACGCUCACAAAGACGACUACGACGACGAAGCCGACCCGAGAACCGAGCCCCCAUACCAGCAGCAACGUCAACAUGUCUUUCCACCCCCGAACCCCUCAAAGUCCUUCCCAGUUUUCUCCUGGCACUUCCGACCUCACGUCGAGUAUGAACAGCUCCGUUCAGUCCACAACCACGACUCUGCCAACUCCCGCACACAGCGUAAACGGCAGCGCAUCGCAGCCCUCCGAUAUGUCACAGGACAUCGUUAUGGGCGAUGACUCGCCUCACAAGCGCAAGCGCCCACUCGAAGACUUGGGUGACCGAGAGCAGAAGAAAGUCCACAUCGAGGAUAGCAAAACUGGUAUCGAGGCACUCCACUUGGAUGUCGGAGAGAAAUACCUACUUUGCCAAACUCCACACCACGAGAGAUUGCCGCGUAUCACUGAAGAUCUCUUUGAGAUGUUCAACUUAACGGGCAUUGCUGCAGAGGUCGCUCGCGAGAAGCCCAACGGUGAGAAGAAUGCUCUGCGCAAGACCUAUAAGGGUCAGAUCAAGAAACUCGGAAUCCUCGGCCGCUUCGACUCUGUCGCCCAGGACUGGGACGCACCCAGAGAAAGGGAAGGUGAUGGUGGCGACAAGAAGAGAGAGACAUAUCACGGCUUCCGAGAACUGCUGGAGAUCCCCGAUGCAGAGUUUUGGGGCACACGGAAAGACCCGAUCACUAACGGUCUGUCGGGUACCGUCAAGUCCAUUUUGAACAGAGCCACAACGAUGGCCAAGGGGCCAAUUCCUGCCAAGGACUGGGACAGCUCGGUGCUUGGAGAUCUUGCCCCCGGCAGUGUCGACGCCUUGAAACAGGGUCUUGCUGGCAAGGCAACGGCGCCUGGCACGCCGUCAGCAACCACACCCAACCCUUUCGCGCGGAAGCAGCAACAGGGACCUCCGGGUGCUGUCCGUCCUCAGCGAACCACGAAGAAGCGGGGCUAUGGCGAGAACACAUACGAGGGCUAUGGCGAAGGCUUCCCUGAUGAUGGCUACUCUACGGGAGACGGCGACGACAGGGGAGGCCAGAAGCGCCGAAAGAAGGUUGGUGACAGAUCGCCCAUGCCGUCUCUGUCCAUGUCUGACCUGUUACAGGAUGGCGGUAAUGGCCAAGCGUUCCCGAACGCGAUGCGUCCGCAAGGCUACGGGGCUGUGGGCGCUUAG